Messenger RNA from Haliotis rufescens (red abalone), 2979 nucleotides. RefSeq lists its product as uncharacterized. NCBI's taxonomy places the organism in Eukaryota, Metazoa, Mollusca, Gastropoda, Lepetellida, Haliotidae. The record is from RefSeq and is a predicted model, not a curated record. The transcript is spliced from 13 exons. The coding region runs from base 275 to 1831 and encodes 518 amino acids. Gene Ontology annotation, molecular function: protein binding.
CGCAUGUUCGUAGGCCAGGAAGUGGUGUUUGUUGAAAUUGACAACCAAGUUCACAUCAGCAAACGGUUGAGCAUCGUUCACAUUUAGGAUGUUUUGAAUAUGUAUGGGCUUCACUGAUAACGGAUUAACGAAGAUAAUACACAUAUGUGUAGGCACAGGGGGUCGAUAACAUAAUACUAAGAACGCAAGGAGCACCUGUGUUGAACGUGUGUUCACUGUUUACAUUCCUGAUUCCAUCAUCAAAUCAGCCGAAAGUAGACACACAAAUACCAAAAUGCUUAAACAGAAAGAGGUUAUACAUCUGCUAGACAUAUCAAACCUUCCAGGAUCCCUAAAGAGCAGACAACUAGCAGCAGGGCCAAAGGAUAUACGAAAGUCCAUGAUACAAGCUGGUGACAAACAAAGUGAGGAUGUCAGGAUAAGUGCCGCCAUUGAGAUACAGCGACGUGUUCGGGGAUACAAAGUCAGGUGUGCUGUGUAUAAUGCUGUUGAACCCAAGACCAGCAAUACCGCCGUCUACAGCGACAGCAAACAGCACCUACAACGUCUGAAGGAUGUUGAGAACCUGCUUGACUACAUCACCGUUGAUGAUUACCUAGACGAGGAAGAGCCGCCCACUGAGGACAAGAUGAUGAUAGCCUAUGAAGAAUAUAUGAGGAAACUGGAGUCGAUUGGAGUGGCGUCUGAAGAGAUACCCCAGUUUGAUGAGUUUUGCACAGUAUUUCUUCAGAUUUGGGAGAGCAAAAAACCUCAAGAGUCAUCAAGAGCAACUAACUCACCAUCACCACGACUGCAACAGCGACACUAUCAACACCAACAGCGACAAGACAUGUUCCCACAGCUGUCCCCACAGAAGAGCCUCGUUGUGGUCAAGAAGAAACGAGAAGGGCCAAUACCAGAAACAGAUGCUGUGAUAAUUAUUCAGAGAGCUUGGAGAAGGCACAUUGACAUCCAGGUAUAUCGUUACUACCGAGACCUGAUCAACUUCCGGACCAGGGGAGACCCGGGUCUCAUGCUGAGAUGCAUCAACCCCAACGAGGCCAAGAUGCUGGAUUCGGCAGCGGGCAUCCAUGUGCGCUUCCGUCUCGCUGGAGAAAGAUUUCCCCCUAACAUCUACUACAAGAUCUUCACCCACCGCACCAUCGUGGACAUGUGUGCCAACAGCCCAAAAGACUACACCCGACCUGAGGCUAAGCAAACCAAGGCCAAGGACAAACACACCAAAAACAGGGCAGUGAUUGGGCCAGGCACAGACAAAGAUGGGUGGUAUCAGAGGGUUGAGAACAAUGGCUGGCGUCUGGUGUCUGACCGUCUGAUCCAUCACAUUAUGUCUGACCCAGUCACGUGGCAGACGUCCAACAAGAAAUAUGAAUUCCACCAUGAUAAGUUAGCGAGGAAACAAGAUGUGGAGAAGAGACGGAAGCAGAAGAAGAUAGACUGGAUGAAGAAGAUGUACCGGGAUGGCAUGUUGAAGGCCAAGGCUGAUGACUACGAGACCGUGAAGCUGAUAGAGGGCGCUGCGGCGGGGAUGGUGGCGACUGUGGAGGCGUCAGGACCAGAAGCGCUGGAGGAGUGGGAGGUGGAUGAACUACUGGACUGGACCACCAGUCUCAACUUUGACGACUACUGGACAACAUGGAAGGACCUUGCCACCAGCUCUCAUUCAGAGGCCAAAAUAUCUGACAGACUGAGAAUAGCCACAAACAAUAUGGACCCUUACGAGUUCUCGCUGUCAACUGGCCCAUCUCGCUUCCAGUCAACUCGGCAAUCCCACAAUACACCAGUGUCGACCAGUUCAGGAACCAAGAUCCAUGUUCAUGUGAACAGCUGAGAUGAUUCAGGAGGAGACCCUCUAUGUCUUCAUGUCUCAACAGGAUGAAAUACAUCUUCUCACAUUGUUGGACAACUAUUUCAAGGAGGCAGGCUUUUUUGUGUAUGACUGUUCUAUCUGCCAGUGUUCAAUAUGAAGGGACUACGACUGUGAUAACAUUUCAUGUGUGUACAUAUCCUACGACUCAUUUCUAUUUUCUCUUCCACUUUUGUGGAGAAAAGUUACCCUUCUACUGACUGGUACAUUCAACAUGUUGACUGAUGUGUGGUAUAUUUGGCAUACUGCAGUGACAUAUGGUGUUUUGUAAUUGUAAAUAAAGUAUAGUGUGAUGUGAUCAGUCAUGUUAAAUGAGCUAUAAUCCAGACCUGGAUAUUCUGGAAACCCAUCUUUAAGACCACAAGGGGUACAAAUGAUUGUUCAAGUUCUGUAAAGCCAAUGAUUUAGAUGCCAGUAAGGCACCUUACAAGCUCCAAUGGGCAAGUUUCUGGCGGAAAUUUUCCCCAAGUGAUGAAGUCAUGCCAAAGUCAGCUGGUAGACAGCCAUACAUACAGUUUGUGUACUAGCCCAAAUUGUCAAAAGUUAAAGGUUAGAGGUCAUUUGAUAAUGACAAAACUUAGCUCAGGAACUGGUUUCUGGAUGAUAACUUUCAGAAAUACUGAUAAAUAAGAUCCUUUUUUUUAGUCAGGUCACAUGUAAAUGAAGGUCAUAUGUAAAAAAAGGUCAAUAUGCUCCAACUGAACACAGCUCUUGUAUCGUUCUCCAUUUUAACAUUAUUAGUUUAAUUAUGGACUACAUGUAGUUCUUUGAACCAUCAGUGAAAAUAACGAGCCGGCCCUACACAAAUGUUUUUAAUCUAUGACCUUGCACCUCAGACGAGGCAACUGUGGGAUUUGUAUGAUGACAAGCCAAUAAUUGGUCCUGUAUAAUUUUUUGCUGCUAUAAGUUUUACUAUACCAAAUAAGGUCAGUUUGAUUAUAUGUAUGACAUAUUUAUGUUUACAAGUGUUAUUGAGUGUGUUGAUUUUAAUUUUGACAUACAGUAUACAUGAUUGUGAGUGGUUAUUCAUAUUCACUUUGCCCAAAGACGUUAACUGAACAUGUCAUGAAAUGUUUAGUUUCACUAUUGAAAUUAAAAUAAAAAAUUCAUAU